Beta vulgaris subsp. vulgaris (sugar beet) is the source of this 528-nucleotide messenger RNA. RefSeq names its product RING-H2 finger protein ATL11. The coding region runs from base 1 to 528 and encodes 175 amino acids. The record is from RefSeq and is a predicted model, not a curated record. NCBI's taxonomy places the organism in Eukaryota, Viridiplantae, Streptophyta, Magnoliopsida, Caryophyllales, Amaranthaceae. The transcript has a single exon.
AUGGAAAGUCCACCAAUAAUAACUUUUGUUGUGAAUAUUAUCUUCUACAUUAUAUUGGGUGUACUCGUUAUUCUUUGGCUUUUGUCAAUUGUUUUCCGGCGUUAUAGAGCCUAUCAAUAUUCGGUGAAUAAUAGACAAGCUGUAGUUCCAAGUCCAACAAUCAUCCCAUUCCCGCCGAUUACAACCAACUAUGACUUGCCGCCUGGUCUCGAGACCUCGGUCAUCGAUACCUUUCCUAAGUUCUUCUACUCGGUGAGGCCUGAUCAAGAUAUUGGUGUUAAUUCAGCGACGAUGAAGAUGACGGGUGAAUGUGCAGUGUGUUUAGGUGUGUUCGAGGACGAUGAAACUCUACGCUUGUUACCCAAGUGUGGACAUGUUUUCCAUGCUGAUUGUAUCGAUACUUGGCUACGUAUGCACGCUACGUGUCCUUUUUGUCGGGCUGUUCUGUUGCCGGAAAAUCAUCAGUCCGGUGAGAGGCCUGCUCGGGUUGAAGUCGUGAUCAAUGUCAAUGAUGGUACCGGACGAUGA